ACACCUCUGUACUUAUAACCACGCCUUACCGUUUGGACGUGGCGGAUUCGCUAGUACUCAGUCCAGCCAGCAGUCUGGUCAGUGUCUGUGUUCCACCUAGUCAGGAAAGUUUCUCUGUGACCAAAACUCGAAUCGACUAUGGCCGAUCUCGAAGCUGUUCUGGCUGAUGUCUCUUAUCUCAUGGCCAUGGAGCGCUCCAAGGCACCAGCCGCAAAGACCAUCAAGAAAGUAACUCUACCCGACGCGAGCAUUCACAAUGUGGUCCACCUGCACUUCCAACAAGAAGGAACCUAUCUUUUCGAGAAGAUCCACUCACAGAGGAUGGGUGCGUAUUACCUUCGAAAGUUUGUUGGUGAUAAAUGCAACAUCUACGAAUUUCUUAGAGCUAUACUGAUGUUCGAAGGAAUAGCUGCACAUGAACAACGAAAAAAACGGGCCAAAGAAAUCUACGACAAAUUUGUCUUUGCAGACAGAUUAGCCAUGUCAAGUACUAUGCCUGAAGAGAUAGCUCAAAUGUUGUCAGAUGCCUUGAAGGAGGGUGAGGCACCGAUAUCUGUCUUCUCAGCAGUCAAGCGUCACUUGUAUCAGCACCUCAAUGAGAAGUACAUGGAUGGCUUCUCAAAGAGGUUCGUACAUUUAUUUUGCUUGUGAUAUUCCUUGAGAGUAUCAACAAGGAAAAUAUCUGACCACUCUGCCCUAUCUACACCAGUUAUUCUAUCAUGGAUUCUUGGACCUCUCCUCCAGGCAAUAGUUCAAGUCUCUCCUUUUGUUAUCUGUUUUAUCUGGAGUAUUCAUGUUGUUUUAACUUGUGCCGAGGUUGUGUUGGCCAACCUACCCUCUCUUCCUUUCCCUCCGUCUCUUUUCACUCUUAGCCAAGAGUAUGUUCGCUUUUGUCAGUGGAAAUAUUUGGAACUGCUCACACCAGACCUGGUGAGUUGUGAGUGUCUCUAUUGUGUUUGGAUGGUUUUGUAUUUUGCUCUUCUCCCAUGGUUAUGUAACUAUACAACAUAAUACAUGUGUUAAUGUAAUUGUGUUGAAGUUGCAUGAUUAGUUUGUUAUGUCUUCCAGAUUUCAUUACAAGACUUCAGUAUCCACAGAAUCAUUGGUCGGGGAGGGUUUGGGGAGGUUUAUGGCUGUCGGAAAGAUGACUCUGGGAAAAUGCUGGCAAUGAAGCUACUGGACAAAAAGAGAAUCAAAGUCAAGAAAGGAGAGUACCUAGCUGUCAAUGAACGAAACAUGCUUGCAAAGGUUGACAGUCCAUUUGUGGUGAACCUCUACUAUGCCUUCCAGACUCCUGAAAAGCUGUGCUUCAUUCUUGAUCUGAUGAAUGGUGGGGAUUUGCACUAUCAUCUCACACAGCAUGGAGUGUUCAGUGAAAAUGAGGUGCGAUUCUACUCUGCAGAGUUGGUGCUUGGUCUGGAGCACAUACACCGACAAAACAUUGUGUACAGAGACCUAAAGCCAUCCAACAUCCUGUUAGAUGAACAGGGUCACAUCCGAAUCUCAGACCUUGGCCUGGCAUGUGAAUUCACAAAGCACCAACCGUCUUCUAGCGUUGGAACACAUGGCUACAUGGCUCCAGAGGUCAUAAAGAAGGGUGUCCAGUAUACAUUCACUGCUGAUUGGUUCUCUCUUGGAUGUGUACUCUACAAGCUUUUGAAGGGACACAGUCCAUUCCGAUCCUCCAAUGCCAAGUCUAAGGAGGAAAUAGACCACCAGACCCUGAAUAAGGAGGUACAGAUGUCUGCUUCCUUCUCUCCUGAGCUAAGUCAGCUUCUGACUGGGUUGCUACAGAAAGACCCUGGCCAGAGAUUUGGAUGCCGAGGAAGGGGUUCAGAGGAAGUAAAGGAGUGUACUUUCUUUGGAAAUACCAACUGGGAUGAUGUCCUGGCAAGAAAGCUGGAGCCGCCUCUUGAACCACCAAGGGGAGAGGUAAACGCAGCAGAUGCUUUUGACAUCGGCAGUUUUGACGAGGAUGACACAAAGAAAAUAAGGCUCAGUGAUACAGACCAGAGGAUAUACAAGAAUUUCAGUCUUGUAGUUCAAGACAGAUGGCAAGCAGAAAUGAUGGAAGGAAUAUUUGCCAAUGUGAAUAGUGAAAGAGACAGACUGGAAGAAAGAGAAAGACAGAAAUGUCAUCGAGCUGGAGUCGACUAUUACAACCCUGACCUGCAUCAUCGAGACAGCCUAAUUCAAGGAUAUGGCCAUAAGCUAGGAGGAAUGUCCUUGCUUCCCCAGUGGCAAAAGAGGUUCUUUGUGCUCUACCCCAACAGAUUGGAAUGGAGUGACAACAUCCUUUCCAUUGGCAAGGCAAACGUGCUAGCAUUCGACUCUUCUGUACUGGUUGAGGAGAAGGAGAACCGAGGACUGAACUGCAUUCGCGUACAACCUGUUGGCAGCAAGAAAGAAUACUGGUUACGCUUUGAGUCAGCCCUUGAGCACGAGAUAUGGCUAGAUUACUUGAAGCAAAGUGUGAUCAAGUCUGAGGCUCUGCUAACUGCAGGCCCAAAGAUGAUGAGAGAUGGUUCAUCCCUUUCAUCCCUGCAACACCCCCGCAGACAGCCACUACAUGUCGCCAAAAGUCUACCUUUAUCAGAUGGGAAAAGUACCUAAAAUUUGUCUAAUGAUUUUUGAACAUUAUUUUAACAUACGUACACUUCAGCCUUAUGUGACACAUUUUUUCAGCAAAAAUAUUUGUGCUCAUUUUUGUAUGCAUUUUUAUCGUGUAUAGUUUACAGUUAAUUCAUACGAAUGACAUAAUUUGGUUCAACUCCAUUCCACAAAGCAGAGAAUUAAACAUUAUUUAUGACUUGAGACGACGAUGACCAAGGGAGUAGUUGAACCUCAGAAACUUUUUUUGAACUCCAUUUUCACUUCUCAAACUUUCU
Geodia barretti is the source of this 2888-nucleotide messenger RNA. The record is from the annotation of a GenBank genome assembly. NCBI's taxonomy places the organism in Eukaryota, Metazoa, Porifera, Demospongiae, Tetractinellida, Geodiidae.